CGGUGGCGGCGGCGGUAGUUGCGGUGGUUCGGCGUGUCGCUGGGCGGCCCUGAUCGCGCGCCACGAUGCCGGCGGUGUCGAAGGGCGAUGGGAUGCGAGGCCUGGCCGUCUUCAUCUCUGAUAUCCGGAACUGCAAAAGCAAAGAAGCAGAGAUAAAGAGAAUAAAUAAGGAACUGGCAAACAUUCGGUCAAAAUUUAAAGGUGACAAGGCUCUGGAUGGUUACAGUAAGAAAAAAUAUGUCUGCAAGCUGCUUUUCAUCUUUCUCCUGGGGCACGACAUUGACUUUGGUCAUAUGGAGGCUGUAAACCUGCUCAGUUCCAAUAGAUACACAGAAAAACAAAUUGGCUAUCUCUUCAUCUCCGUCCUGGUGAACUCCAACAGUGAGCUGAUCCGCCUCAUAAACAACGCGAUCAAGAACGAUCUGGCCAGCCGCAACCCCACCUUCAUGGGUCUGGCCCUGCACUGCAUUGCCAACGUGGGCAGCCGCGAGAUGGCGGAAGCGUUUGCUGGAGAAAUUCCAAAAAUCCUCGUAGCUGGAGAUACUAUGGAUAGUGUGAAGCAGAGUGCUGCCUUAUGCCUGCUGCGUUUGUAUAGAACUUCCCCUGACCUUGUCCCCAUGGGAGACUGGACGUCCAGAGUGGUACAUCUCCUCAAUGACCAGCACCUGGGUGUGGUUACUGCAGCUACAAGUCUGAUCACAACUUUGGCACAGAAGAACCCAGAAGAGUUCAAAACUUCAGUCUCUUUGGCAGUGUCGAGAUUAAGCAGAAUUGUAACUUCGGCAUCAACAGAUCUUCAGGACUAUACGUACUAUUUUGUCCCUGCUCCUUGGUUAUCUGUGAAACUUCUGAGGCUCUUACAGUGCUACCCACCUCCAGAAGACCCUGCGGUACGUGGUCGUCUCACAGAAUGCCUAGAAACUAUUCUUAACAAAGCACAGGAGCCACCAAAGUCAAAGAAAGUACAACACUCAAAUGCGAAGAAUGCUGUGCUAUUUGAGGCGAUCAGUUUAAUUAUUCAUCAUGACAGUGAGCCAAAUCUACUAGUCCGUGCCUGUAACCAGCUAGGUCAGUUCUUGCAGCACCGAGAAACUAAUUUGCGUUACCUAGCACUGGAAAGCAUGUGCACGCUUGCCAGCUCUGAAUUCUCACAUGAGGCUGUGAAAACACACAUAGAAACUGUUAUCAAUGCACUAAAGACUGAAAGAGAUGUGAGCGUACGGCAAAGAGCUGUGGAUCUCCUGUAUGCAAUGUGUGACCGAAGCAACGCCCAGCAGAUUGUGGCUGAAAUGCUGAAUUACUUGGAGACUGCUGACUAUUCCAUUAGAGAAGAAAUUGUUCUGAAAGUUGCAAUUCUAGCAGAGAAGUACGCAGUGGAUUACACCUGGUAUGUGGACACAAUCUUGAAUCUGAUUCGUAUUGCCGGUGACUACGUCAGUGAAGAAGUGUGGUACCGAGUUAUUCAGAUCGUUAUCAACAGGGAUGAUGUACAAGGGUAUGCAGCAAAGACUGUUUUUGAGGCCCUUCAAGCUCCAGCGUGCCAUGAGAAUCUUGUUAAAGUAGGUGGCUACAUCUUGGGAGAGUUUGGUAAUCUGAUAGCAGGUGAUCCAAGAUCAAGUCCCCUCAUCCAGUUCAACUUGCUGCAUUCCAAGUUUCAUCUGUGUAGUGUUCCUACCCGAGCUCUGCUGCUGUCCACCUACAUCAAGUUUGUGAACCUGUUUCCAGAAAUCAAAACUACUAUUCAAGAUGUAUUGCGCAGUGACAGUCAGCUAAAGAAUGCUGAUGUUGAGCUGCAGCAGAGAGCUGUUGAGUAUUUGAGGCUCAGUACUAUUGCCAGUACUGACAUAUUGGCUACAGUGCUAGAGGAAAUGCCUCCCUUUCCAGAGAGGGAAUCUUCUAUUUUGGCUAAACUCAAGAAGAAGAAAGGUCCAGGCACAGUUACUGAUCUGGAAGAGAUCAAAAAGGAGAGGAGCUCUGAUAUGAAUGGAAGUGCUGAACCUGCGUCUGUCAAUGCCAGUGCUGUUUCUACUCCUUCUCCAUCUGCAGAUCUGCUGGGUCUGGGUGCAGCCCCUCUCACCAAUUCAGCUCCCCCACCUUCCUCUAGUGGUAGCCUGCUGGUGGAUGUAUUUUCAGAUUCAGCUUCUGCUGUUGCACCUCUUGCUCCUGGUUCAGAUGACAACUUUGCAAGCCCUGACCUGGCUUCAUCUGAGGUAGUUUCUGAGGAACCAGCUGAUACUGUGCAUGAUGCUGAUGAGCUUUUUCACAAGUUUGUGUGUAAAAAUAAUGGAGUCCUCUUUGAAAAUCAGUUGCUACAAAUUGGAUUGAAGUCCGAAUUUCGACAGAACCUGGGACGUAUGUUCAUUUUCUAUGGUAACAAGACGUCAACACAGUUCUUGAAUUUUACUCCAACAGUAAUCUGCUCAGAUGACCUUCAACCAAGCCUGAAUCUUCAGACAAAACCUGUUGACCCCACAGUGGAUGGAGGUGCACAGGUUCAGCAGGUUGUGAACAUUGAAUGUGUAUCAGACUUCAUGGAAGCUCCCAUUCUGAACAUUCAAUUCAGGUACGGUGGAACAUUCCAGAAUCUUUCAGUAAAAUUACCCAUCACACUGAAUAAAUUUUUCCAGCCAACAGAAAUGUCUUCUCAAGACUUUUUCCAGCGUUGGAAGCAACUGAGCAAUCCUAAACAAGAAGUACAGAACAUCUUUAAAGCAAAGCACCCAAUGGAUGCAGAGAUCACAAAAGCGAAGAUAAUUGGCUUUGGAUCGGCCCUACUUGAGGAGGUGGAUCCCAAUCCUGCUAACUUUGUUGGUGCUGGUAUCAUACAUACAAAGACUACUCAGAUUGGAUGCUUGCUGCGCCUUGAACCCAACCUCCAGGCACAGAUGUAUAGACUCACACUACGAACAAGUAAAGAAGCUGUAUCUCAGAGAUUAUGUGAAUUGCUGUCAGAACAGUUUUAAUACUAACCAUGACAGUUUUUUGUUUUUCCAUUUAUAUCAUUGUCAUCAUACUGCAAAUAAAUGUCUUGUACAUCA
Molecule: messenger RNA, 3038 nt
Organism: Lagopus leucura (white-tailed ptarmigan)
Lineage: Eukaryota; Metazoa; Chordata; Aves; Galliformes; Phasianidae
Gene: AP2A2
Product: adaptor related protein complex 2 subunit alpha 2
Exons: 23
Coding region: 66-2963 (965 amino acids)
Biological process (GO): intracellular protein transport; clathrin-dependent endocytosis
Cellular component (GO): AP-2 adaptor complex; membrane coat
Molecular function (GO): clathrin-cargo adaptor activity
Source: RefSeq, a predicted model, not a curated record